AUGAAUAUCUCUACGUCAACCAUAUCUACGAAAAGACACGGUCUAAAGAAAGUUAUUGAAGAAGAAAAUGCUGCUACAUUACAGCUCGGCGAAGAGUUCCAAUUAAGACAAAUUAAUCAUCAAGGCCAAGAGGAAGAUUUGAUCGCAUUGAACCUUAGUGAGGCCCGGCUUGUUAUAAAGGAAGCCUUGCAGCAUCGCAGGAGGUUGUUUAAACAGUGGAAUAGUCAGGAUGCGAUUGACGUCGAUGACGAACAGGAUGAAGACGUUCAUAAUCAAACCCAAGAAAAAGAGUUACAGUCGAUAGACAAGCUUUUAGAAAGGACUACAGGGGGCCAGAAUCAAGCUUUGAAGCAGACGAUGGCAUACCUCAUGAAUUUCUCGAGGUUUAGAGACCAGGAGACAGUGACGGCGGUGACUCAACUACUGCAGUCGACUGGGCUGCAUCCGUUCGAGAUUGCGCAGUUAGGCUCGUUAGCAUGUGAAGAUGCCGACGAGGCUAAGACUUUGAUACCCAGUUUGAACAACAAGAUUUCAGAUGAAGACUUAGAGAGAAUAUUAAAAGAGUUAUCCAACUUAGAAACGUUAUACUAG
This is a messenger RNA of Eremothecium sinecaudum, 591 nucleotides long. RefSeq names its product DNA-directed RNA polymerase II subunit RPB4 (gene RPB4). Gene Ontology annotation, biological process: positive regulation of translational initiation; mRNA export from nucleus in response to heat stress; nuclear-transcribed mRNA catabolic process, deadenylation-dependent decay. Gene Ontology annotation, cellular component: RNA polymerase II, core complex; P-body. NCBI's taxonomy places the organism in Eukaryota, Fungi, Ascomycota, Saccharomycetes, Saccharomycetales, Saccharomycetaceae. Gene Ontology annotation, molecular function: translation initiation factor binding; nucleotide binding. The record is from RefSeq and is a predicted model, not a curated record. Bases 1 to 591 code for a protein of 196 amino acids. The transcript has a single exon.